Molecule: messenger RNA, 1203 nt
Organism: Cavenderia fasciculata
Lineage: Eukaryota; Evosea; Eumycetozoa; Acytosteliales; Cavenderiaceae
Exons: 2
Coding region: 1-1203 (400 amino acids)
Biological process (GO): mitotic recombination; double-strand break repair via single-strand annealing; double-strand break repair via homologous recombination
Cellular component (GO): nucleus
Source: RefSeq, a predicted model, not a curated record
AUGGACACUAAUAAUAAUAAUAAUCAAGUUGCAGCAACAACAGAUGACACGCAACAACAACAACAACAAAUGACAGUAGUUGAUAUGGGAGCAGAUGCAAGCAAACAUAUAGUAUACCAACACCAAACGGCAUUGAAUAAUGUUCCACUUUUUGGUAACAGACAAUUUACAGAUAAACAAAGAGAAGAGAUUGCAAAGCUACUCAAUUUGAAACCUCCAAAAGUAUACUCUAAUAAUUGGGGUAAUAAAAUAGGUGAUAUAUCAUAUGUAAAGAUUGAUGAUAUUACAAGAGAUGCAAAUGAAGCAUUUGGAAGAGAUGGAUGGUCAUUUCAGGUUAAAGAUGUGUGUCUAAGUUCAUCGACACUACAUGAAGACGGCACACUAGUUAUUUCGUGUAGUGCACUUGUUCGAUUAACGUUAAAAGAUGGAUCAUAUAGAGAGGAUAUUGGUAGUGCCAACCGCACUUCAAUCAACCCGGCCGAUCCACAUCAACUGACUAUUGACAAUGGCAAGAAAUGCGCCAUCAGUGAUGGUAUAAAACGAUGUCUCAAACUAUUUGGUGCUAGAUUUGGUCUUGGACUUUCUCAUCAUGUGCCUACUGUUAAACAUGAUUAUUCUCAAUCUUAUACUCCAAAUAAUAAUAAUAAUAAUAAUAAUAAUAAUAAUAAUAAUAAUAAUAUUAAUAAUACUGUUCCUGCUAAACAACCGGCAGCAGCACCAGCAGUUCCACCUGUUCAGCGACCUCCUGCUCAACAACAACAACCAUUAGCUCAAAAAAUAGUUUUACCAAUACCAACAAUUCAACAAGUACCAAUGCAACCUCAACAACAACAGCAACAACAACAACAAGAACCUCAACAACAAAAUAAUAGUUUAGAAUUUGAUUUUCAAGAUAAUGAUAUGUUGGAUAGUAUGGAUGUGAAACAAGAAUCACCAACUCAACAAUUAGCUACCUCUUCUCCUUCACCACCUGCAACAUCAACUCCAUCACCAUCACCUCCAAAUAGUAACAAUGAAGAAUCACCAAACACCAAGAAAAAUAUUGCAUUAAGAAUUAAAUCAACUCCACCAAAAAAUCAAAUAUUAAAUAAUACUAAUCAUAAUAACACUAUAACCUUGACUACGUCAACUACUAAUAAUACCAAACCAAACAGUAAAACUACAUUGUCAUUGGGUAGUAAACCAAGGCAAACAGUUUCUUAA